AUGUACAGGCUUCAAUUAAAAGCCUCUCGCGAUGUUCGACAAGGCGUGUUUUCCCGCGAAGAAAGUGGGGAUGGAGAGGAUGGCGCCGUAGAGCAACACUUGCCCCAGUUUGAGGUCAACCCAGUACCAGAGAAGAAGCCCUUCAAACGCGCCGAGGGACAGAAUGUAGGGGAGCGAGAGGAGACACGUCUGGCGUACGUUCAGCAGAACGACCCAUGGGGAGAGUACAAGCACAGUGAAGAUUGCGGAGAUGGGCCUCGGAGGAGGUUUUUGGUCUGGGCGGAAGUUCAGUCAGGUUCUUGGAGCAUCUACAAGCUCAAAUUUAGCUUUCCCUCCAGAGGUGACCCGUAUAGGUUGGAUGCCCCCUUUGCCAGAUUUUUCAUCAUAGAAGCGAAGAAAGGUUUGGUGCGGCUGGUUGCCUUUUUCGCUAUCCUUCUCGACAACUUGGAAGCCAAUUCGACGGGAUUUUGCCCCAGUGUGGUCAGAAAGACCUCUGGAAGUAUCAGCGCAUUCAGGAGAAUCACUGUUGCAUCAGUUCUUUUGCUUGUUAUUUUAAAACUCUCUGUUCUUCGUCUCCUUGAAGCUUACAUCCUCUGGCUCUUGCUGAACAUCCCCUCAACCGUACCUGGAAUGUCUUCUACCAGCUUUGAUUCUCCACGUAUACCUCCAACUUCCGCUCGCUUUGAAAUGCGCAGAUCAUCAUUAACAGGUCCCGCAACUUAUGAGCACGCCGCCGCACUCCUUCUCCAGGCCCAUCAAGACGACCUUACGAUAGCUAUGUACCCCCUCGCUCUGCCGACUAUCCAAACGUCUACCGGCCCAACAACUAUAGGCCUGACUACUCUGCGAGCAGUUACUACAGUCGUUCUCCGAGCCCAGAUCGAUAUCCUUCUCACCGUUCUGCAGAGCCUGAAGUUUGGGACCGUCCAACGUCCUGGCUUGAGAGAAAGGCUCCAGCCGCGCCAUCUUCCCCGGCCGCUUCUACAAGGAAUCGGCCGCGUAUUGACACAUUCGAUGUUGCAGCGUCUUAAAUUCGCAUUUCAACCAGCGCUUUCUCGUCAAAUGACCGAUACGCUGACCGCAUCUCCCCUGAUGGACCAUCUCGUCGCUCUCCAGUCCAUAUUUCUGGCGGUGAUCGUUACCGGCCCGGGCCGCCUAAACGAGACUUACAUUCAUCUUCGCACUCUGAUUAUGAUUCUUAUCGACCUAGUAGACGAGGUCGGACUCCUGAUCGGACUCCUAGCCCUGCCGACGACCGCAGACGACGAGAUUCUGCAUCUUCCAGUUACGCUCGGCCUUACGAUCAUUACGAACCUGCCUAUGGUGGAUUUACGCCGUCAGGAUAUCGAUCGCGCUCACCGAAUGCGAGUAGUAGAAGCGUUUCACCGCGAUCUAGAAGUGAUCGUGGACGCGAAGGAGCCGGAGACCGGGCCGAUUCCAGCUGUCAAACAUGGUGGGCAAGACAUUCCAACUAAUUUGCAUGUGUCCGCCGCUCCGCCUAAUGUUUCUGAGGCAAACACAUUCUUAAAUGGAGACAAUCAAUCCUCCCUAGAUUCGAACUUGAAACCUUUGACAAGUGCUCAAACAACUGCUUCUGCUACCCAAGAUAAUGUGCAAGCUGACUCCACUGUUAUUGCUUUGAACGGUGACCCAGGAGCGAAACACCCCGCAUCAUCAGCGUCGACUCUUCCUCCCGUUAAUUUGGUCAAUGGUGAUCACGAUCGAAGCACACCUCCUGGCUUCGUGCAAAGGCAGAUGUCUCGACCGGCUUUGAAGCACAAUAUACUCCCUAGCCCGACACCUUCCGCUACGCCAAUGUCUAUCAGUUCUUCGGCGACCCCGGCACCAACCCCAUUUGUUCAUGCGCCGCUCCUUUCAGCUGAAGAGAUCUUGAAACCCGAAACGAUAUCUUCUACAUCCAAAGCAGUGCAGUUAAAUGGAACAGCAUCUGCUGCGAUGUUACCCAGUUCUCCUUCAACGGCGCUUCUUUCCUCUACGCCUGCGAAUGCCCUAGGUGAUGCUUCAGAUGGCAAGCUGCUAUCCACGGCCGAUAAAUUGGAAGCAAUGCUUUCCUACCUAAGUAAAGGUAUUAUAUGCAGGGAUCAAUCGGCGCCACCAGAAAGGGCGGACGCUAUCAUGACAUUGGCUCACUCCCCAACCACGACGAAGAUUGAUCUCGCGGCUAAGUCGGACACAAACAGUUUGCCAACAGAGCUGCCCACGUUUGCUGAUGCCAAAUCAACAGCAGAGGCCCUCCGGGUUGUGGUCAUGACGAGGCUUCUUUGCGAUCGUCAAAGGCGAGAAGAUCGCGUCGACCCAAUUCUCUUGCAAAAUCAACUCAUCUCCCCCGAGUUUUGUGUGAGGGCUGAUGCUACUUCCCCUGAAGCUCUGGUGGAAGAAGUGUACAGCGGAGAAUGGCGUGAGAGAAGGCGACAGGCAUUCCUUGCAGCCAAACCUUCUUUAGAAGAGCAUUUGCGGAAGCGGCAUGAGCUCGUCGCGGACAAGAUUCAACAACUAAAGGAGGAUUAUACGUCGAUGCAUGAAAAGUGGAAAGCGCACUGCGUAGCUUUGAAUGAGCAAUCCAGAUCGAGUCUAGCGUCCGAGAUUGAGACGAUACAACAUUCUGGGCGGACGACGAGGAGGUCCACCGCUAUCACUGACGCUGUUCGUUCGGAUUUGGAGAUGGAACAGAUCAUCGCGAGUUUGGGGAACGACGACGCCACAGAUCCUAAUCAUCUAUCUGUUAGGAAUCUCGCAACGAUACCUGACAUGGUCUCUGUGACGCAUGGUCAAGUCGAUUAUGUGUUUGACGACACAAAUCACGCAGUGGAAAAUCCAAAAGAGUAUUACGGGCCUCACACGGGUAUCCACGAUUGGACAGAUGAGGAGAAAACCAUAUUCAUUGACAAGUUUGCUGCGUUUCCAAAGCAGUUUGGUAUCAUCGCGGAUUACCUGCCGAACAAGACCUCUGCACAAUGUGUCGAUUAUUAUUAUCUGCACAAAAAGCGACAGAUUGACUUCCGCAAGAUCGUGUCACAGUUUGCGCCCAAUAAGCGUAGACGAGGUGGCACAAGGAAGAAGAAAGGAAAUGGACUGUUGGCAGAUAUUGCACAACAUGAUGCAGAGGUCCAUCAACGUGACGCGGCCAUUCCUGCGCGAGCGACUCGUGGGAGGAAAGCGGCUCAGCCUGAGUCAAGGAAAUCUGUUAAUGCCAGAAAGGCAGCAGUUCAGUUUGAAGAUACGCCGACUUCUACGCCUACACCUGAACCCGAAGCAACUCGAGGGAGACGACGGAAAAGCGGGCCGAACCCCGCCCCUUCAACGCCUGCGACACCUACACCUUUCUCGGCCCAGUACGUUCAUUCCCUCAAUUUUUUCUUCCUCAACGGUAGCAAACCCAACUUUUGUGUUCCGCAGGAAGAGGAACCCCGACCGAUAAAGAAGGCAAAGCGACCUCGGAAAACUGUCAAGUCAGCAGCCAUCAUAAACGACGAACCGGAGGGCCCUUCUACUGAUCUGGCUUUCUCACAAGAAAUCUCGCCAGAAACUUUCUUGACUUUAUUGGCUCAAUAUGGUGACGACUUCAAGCGGAUAGCUGCGUCAAUGCCCAACAAGGUAUACCCAACACACUCUCGUCCGCUCACAUCAAUUCAAGUUCGCAAUUACUACAAAUUCAACGGGCCUGCGUUGAAUUUUGAAAAGGUUGCAGCUCAGGCUCCCAAACGAUCGCCUACACCGGAAUCACGUGACGGCUGGAAAGAACCUUUUACGAGUACAGCGAGGCCUGCUCUUGUUUCACCUGUCGUUGACACGGCGCCUCCGAUGGCCUCUCUUACACAGGAUAGUCCUGCGGUCACAACCGCGUUACCCUCCACAUCAACCUUAUCAUCCAAUUCUUCUCAGCCACAGGACGCAGCAAGACAUUCUGCUGAGGCAACGUCUAAGCCCUCUCUGACUUGGAUGAAUGGUAUUGGCUCGCGUCAUAUGACUCAUCCUAUGGCUCCUGCAAGACCAGUAGACACGCCUGGAAUGUCGCCAAAUCAUACACGACAUUACCCAACUGCGACCUACGACCCACCGCCUCUCAACGCUCGCCCAGGUAGCGUCGCUUAUCCGACGCCCAAUGUAUAUUCGUCGUAUACUCAACAUAGUCUUCCCUAUCACAAAUAUUACUCCAUGCCUCCUCGCCCUCCGAUUCCGACUUCUGCACCUAUGCAUCACAGUCUCCUUGAUGUUCGUGCUGCUGGAGCCGCCUCUCCAACGGCAAACAGAGCAGAAAACCCUUAUUCUGCCUAUUCAGUGCCCCCUGCGGCGACUACCUCGGAAGUGGCCGCUCUCCGUCGACCCUAUUAUUAUCCUCCUUGAUCUCUUUCUGGAGCUUUUUUAUUUUCAUUCCUGCACUUCAUAUCUCCGUGAUAGAGAACUCUGCACUUAUAUUUAUUACACCCUAAGUAAUGACAACCUCCACGUAAUAUGCGUUAUGUAUUAUUGUUAAAACAGACGUCUCUAUAGGCGUUUGUUCAUCA
Laccaria bicolor S238N-H82 is the source of this 4526-nucleotide messenger RNA. RefSeq lists its product as uncharacterized. The transcript is spliced from 15 exons. The record is from RefSeq and is a predicted model, not a curated record. Gene Ontology annotation, biological process: regulation of transcription by RNA polymerase II. Gene Ontology annotation, cellular component: Set3 complex. Bases 1 to 4365 code for a protein of 1454 amino acids. Lineage: Eukaryota; Fungi; Basidiomycota; Agaricomycetes; Agaricales; Hydnangiaceae.